UAUCAAAACACAAGAUUGAAUCACUUAGAUAUAAAGCUGUGUGUCAAAAUGAAGACCGUCUUUGUAUCAUUUUUCACUCUGCUAAUUGUGUUAGUCUUCACAGUUACUGGCACAAAGCCAUCAAAAGGCUUAACCUGUGAGCAGGAGAAAACCUUAGUGAAGCCAUGCUUAGAAUAUCUAACAAAGAAAACUGAUGCCCCUUCAACUUCUUGCUGCGAUGGGAUGAAACAGAUCAUAAUUUCAUCACCUACGAAGGAAGAAAAACGUGCUGCAUGUAAGUGCCUAAGGGAACAAGGCUCUCAGAUUCCUAACCUAGACAAAGACAGAGCCAAUAAUCUUUGCAAAGAGUGCAAAAUCAUGUCCAAUGACUUGGAUUGCCAAAAACUUGAUUAAGCUGUGGAUUAUGCUGGGAAUUUUCUAUUUCUGUAACAGAAUAACAUUGUUUCUUCAACUUCUGUCAACAAACAUUUAUGUUGAAAUCAAUGAUUAAUGAAUAUGCUUUAUAUAUA
This is a messenger RNA of Vigna angularis (adzuki bean), 509 nucleotides long. RefSeq names its product non-specific lipid-transfer protein A. The transcript has 2 exons. Gene Ontology annotation, cellular component: membrane. The record is from RefSeq and is a predicted model, not a curated record. NCBI's taxonomy places the organism in Eukaryota, Viridiplantae, Streptophyta, Magnoliopsida, Fabales, Fabaceae. The coding region runs from base 49 to 393 and encodes 114 amino acids. Gene Ontology annotation, biological process: lipid transport. Gene Ontology annotation, molecular function: lipid binding.